CAUGCACCAUAGUCAUCAUACAGUUAUGUCCUCUAGACUUCGAGUCCGAGCGAGUCGCGGCGUUGUCGGGCGCUUACCACUUCCCGGGGUCGAGCUUUCUCAAGAGGUUUCAGGCCAGUAUGGACUUACCAGUACCUCUUUUUUUGACGUUCACAGUGCUCUCGGUGCAGUAGGAAUGCAUUUAUGGCUGUAGCGUGAGUAUUGCGUGAGUUCCGGAGGAUAUGGAGGAGGCGGAGGACGAGCGACGCGAUGUGGCUGAGGCGCGUCGUGCAAAAUGCUCGGCCUCGGACUAUCGGGCAACC
Fomitopsis serialis is the source of this 302-nucleotide messenger RNA. RefSeq lists its product as uncharacterized. The record is from RefSeq and is a predicted model, not a curated record. NCBI's taxonomy places the organism in Eukaryota, Fungi, Basidiomycota, Agaricomycetes, Polyporales, Fomitopsidaceae. The transcript has a single exon. The annotation marks the transcript as partial.